Messenger RNA from Hermetia illucens (black soldier fly), 1288 nucleotides. Its product is annotated as paxillin-like. The coding region runs from base 112 to 414 and encodes 100 amino acids. The record is from RefSeq and is a predicted model, not a curated record. Lineage: Eukaryota; Metazoa; Arthropoda; Insecta; Diptera; Stratiomyidae. The transcript is spliced from 2 exons.
AAUGCUGUAUCCAUUGUCGUUGUUGGUGUUGGCGGGAAAUCCUCUAUAAAAUUUUAUUUUGAAUUCUUGCUGGUCCGUUCUAUUUAUAAGCAAAGAUAUGAUUUUGAGAAUAUGAUGCAAAAGCGAACAGCUGCCAAAUUUCUUGAUGAUUGCAGACAACCCUUCCAUCACGGGUCAUUCUUCGAUCACGAGGGAUUGCCUUACUGCGAAACACAUUACCAUGCCAAGCGUGGGUCACUGUGUGCUGGAUGUUCCAAGCCUAUUACCGGGCGAUGUAUCACGGCCAUGUUCAAGAAGUUCCAUCCAGAGCACUUUGUGUGCGCAUUCUGCUUAAAACAGUUGGUGAAAGGAACGUUCAAGGAGCAGAAUGACAAGCCAUAUUGCCAUGUUUGCUUUGAUAAACUAUUUGGUUGAAAAGCUUCAAGUUGAAUAUUGAUAUCUUUUACAUAUUCUUUAUCGGUUCUACCAGUUUCUCUCCCAUUGAUCUCUCCAUGAUGGGCGGGGAUGGGACUACUUCAUUUCAAUUAGUUAGAGCAAUGCAUAGCAUGCAAUCAACGUGCUAUGAGCCAAUUCGACUAGUUUUCAAUUAACUAAUCCCAAUAUAAUGCUAAUAAACGCGGUCAUUACACUAGAAUAAUUUCGCUUUUACAAAUAACUGUAACGGCUAAUUUUUCUAAAUUUUGAGUUUGUCGGGAAAUUUCUAAAUUUAAGUGUAAAUGCAAACUAUUGUUUUGUUCAAUUUUCUUGGAAAUUAAAGAUGAAAAAUGUUGGAUACUGAUAUGUGCAUGUAAAAAUAAAUUUUAAUAACAAUCGAGAACUUCCACGGCAUUAAGAUUGAAGGUAGGAGGUCGUCUUAUCUUUAGAAUUUGUUUUUCUGUUCGUAGAAUUUAUAGAGUUGCUCGGAGCGAACAUUCUUCUUCAUUUUAAAUAUUCCACACUGUGCCAAGUUAUAAAGUGAAUAUAUAUUAAUAUUAAGCUUAGUAUGAGAGAUUUAACUGCAUCGAACUUAACUGUUUUUUUUUAUAUAUUUUGAUCUUUAUUUUUUGAAUUUGACUUUAAGAGUAAUUGUUUUUUCAAUCUGUUAUUUUUAUAUAUAAUUUUAUUACGUUCUACAAUAACCGAAGCAAGAAUUUCAAACUGAACGCGUAUCUUCUGUAUAUUCUAUUAUUUUCCAGAUUGUUUAUAGUUGCAUUUCAUAAUCGCGAUUUCAGCUCGGAUCGAAAUUUUAUUGUAACAUGGUCAAUUAAUUUGUAACAAAAUUUAAUGAUAAAAUAAAAAAGGACUCCCA